Molecule: messenger RNA, 1128 nt
Organism: Macrosteles quadrilineatus (aster leafhopper)
Lineage: Eukaryota; Metazoa; Arthropoda; Insecta; Hemiptera; Cicadellidae
Exons: 1
Coding region: 1-1128 (375 amino acids)
Source: RefSeq, a predicted model, not a curated record
AUGCCGCCUCCCGAGUGCCGAGUCUCCCGAGUGCCGAGCCUCCCGAGUGCCGAGUCUCCCGAGUGCCGAGCCUCCCGAGUGCCGAGCCUCCCGAGUGCCGAGCCUCCCGAGUGCCGAGCCUCCCGAGUGCCGAGUCUCCCGAGUGCCGAGCCUCCCGAGUGCCGAGCCUCCCGAGUGCCGAGUCUCCCGAGUGCCGAGCCUCCCGAGUGCCGAGUCUCCCGAGUGCCGAGCCUCCCGAGUGCCGAGCCUCCCGAGUGCCGAGCCUCCCGAGUGCCGAGCCUCCCGAGUGCCGAGCCUCCCGAGUGCCGAGCCUCCCGAGUGCCGAGCCUCCCGAGUGCCGAGUCUCCCGAGUGCCGAGCCUCCCGAGUGCCGAGUCUCCCGAGUGCCGAGCCUCCCGAGUGCCGAGUCUCCCGAGUGCCGAGCCUCCCGAGUGCCGAGCCUCCCGAGUGCCGAGCCUCCCGAGUGCCGAGCCUCCCCGAGUGCCGAGCCUCCCGAGUGCCGAGUCUCCCGAGUGCCGAGCCUCCCGAGUGCCGAGCCUCCCGAGUGCCGAGCCUCCCGAGUGCCGAGCCUCCCGAGUGCCGAGUCUCCCGAGUGCCGAGCCUCCCGAGUGCCGAGUCUCCCGAGUGCCGAGUCUCCCGAGUGCCGAGCCUCCCGAGUGCCGAGCCUCCCGAGUGCCGAGCCUCCCGAGUGCCGAGCCUCCCGAGUGCCGAGCCUCCCGAGUGCCGAGCCUCCCGAGUGCCGAGUCUCCCGAGUGCCGAGCCUCCCGAGUGCCGAGCCUCCCGAGUGCCGAGCCUCCCGAGUGCCGAGUCUCCCGAGUGCCGAGCCUCCCGAGUGCCGAGCCUCCCGAGUGCCGAGCCUCCCGAGUGCCGAGCCUCCCCGAGUGCCGAGCCUCCCGAGUGCCGAGUCUCCCGAAUGCCGAGCCUCCCGAGCGCCGCGUGUCCCGAGUGCCGAGCCUCCCGAGCGCCGCGUCUCCCGAGUGCCGAGCCUCCCGAGUGCCGAGUCUCCCGAGUGCCGAGCCUCCCGAGUGCCGAGUCUCCCGAGUGCCGAGCCUCCCGAGUGCCGAGUCUCCCGAGUGCCGAGCCUCCCGAGCGCCGCGUCUCCCAGCGCCGAGCAGACCAUCUGGCAUAA